CAGAUUGGAUGCAAAAUGGCGAUGGAGGGGGUACCUGGAUCUUUGGGCACUAGAGUUGGCUGUUCUUUGAGAUUCGGACAGACCCUUUUUUCUUGUGCUUCUCUUCUCUUCAUGUCUUUGGGAGUCGAGUUCUAUAGCUACACUGCUUUCUGCUAUUUGGUAACAAUCAUGGGGCUGGUUAUUCCAUGGAGUUUUACAUUGGCAUUGGUGGAUGGGUACUCUGUUCUGGUUAGAUGUCCUGUUCGUCAGCCUGGAGUAUUGGUCAUAAUAGCUGCAGGAGAUUGGGUUUUGUCGGUUCUGACUCUAGCAGCGGCAUGUUCCACGGCUAGUGUCGUGGAUCUCCUUUUCAACUCCGGCUGGUCCUUUUGCGCUCCCAAGUGUUGCAGUAGAUAUCAACUCUCGGCUGUCAUGGCUUUUCUCACUUGGUUUCUGUCUUUGGCUUCAGCUCUUCUCAAUCUUUGGUUACUACCCUCCUUGUAAUUCUCUAGGUCUGGGAAUUUGUUUGUUUUCCACUAUAAUUGUAGCAUCUCAAGGUAAAUAUAGAUUACUAAGAGGCUUUUUGGAGCCACUAUUGUACAAUGAAUCACACAAUCACAAACUAAAGUGAA
This is a messenger RNA of Hibiscus syriacus, 608 nucleotides long. RefSeq names its product CASP-like protein 5C1. The coding region runs from base 16 to 480 and encodes 154 amino acids. The record is from RefSeq and is a predicted model, not a curated record. NCBI's taxonomy places the organism in Eukaryota, Viridiplantae, Streptophyta, Magnoliopsida, Malvales, Malvaceae. The transcript has 3 exons. Gene Ontology annotation, cellular component: membrane.